AUCUGUUCAUCGUAUACACGGUAUUACACAAAAGCACAUCAAGUGACAUAGUCACGGUAUCGGUACACUACCAUUUGUCAUGAAACAAGUAAUCAAGCCUAUGUAGGACCGUCCUUUUGUGCUUCGCGAGCUAGAUUAGUAGAAUCCGAGCACCAUGAGGAUCACGGUCCGACCUUCUAUAAAGCGCUCAGUCAACUUGAACAAGUUCAAGUUGUCGCUGUCCUUUUUGAAUCCUGGCUGGUCAAUCUUCGUUGGCGCCAGCUCGAAAUCAACCCCAAGAUCAUGGCUCACCCUGUCUUAUGGAGAGGAAAAGUGUUCUUCUAUCCUAUUGGCAAUACAUCUGCAGUUUGCCUCACCCAGGAUCUGUGUCCAACCGAAUACGCAGAUAUGCUGCUUCUUGGGUGCGGCGACCCAAGGCAUAUUCUUUACACCGUAUAUACAAACAGCGCUGGCUUGCAAGGGUCACGAAAACUGGACUUCACUUGCUGCGACAUCGAGAGUGCAGUUAUUGCUCGUAACGUUAUCUUGUUCACCCUCCUUGCCGAUAAAGGCGCUGUGCAGAGAUUGCCACAUAUUUGGAACAUCUUUUUCCAUUUUUUCCUCGAUAAAGCUUCCCUCGACCUGCUCACAUCCCAGUGUAAGAAGUUAAUCGAGCUAUCUAGUACUCUCGAUAGCUGGAACAGUGGUCCAUAUGGUCACUUCCUCCGUAUCUGCACUGCAGAUACUCUCGCUGAGUUGCGACGCCUUUGGCAGCUCUACAUCAAGACGACCACUUUCUCUCCUAGCCAGGCAAAAGCAUUUCAAUCUGCAUAUGCUGCCGAUAUCAAGGCUAGCAGGGCUCGGUUUAAGGACGUGUCUACAGGAAGUCGGGCAGCUGGACCAUUGUCGAUGUAUGCGACCAACAUAGCGGUAGAUCACUACAACAUUUACUGGGAGACAGGUGUAUGCUCUGCCACCCGUGAGAGACCCUCGGAGGUGUCACAUCCAAAUCCAACCUUGGCAUACUCCAUGGCUGGUGACAAAUUUGCCGUCCACUAUGGAACGGAUCCUCUCGCUUGCUUCCACUUGGCAGAGGCCCUUGCGCCAGCGGUCGGAAGCUCUCCAGAGGACUUUACUCUCAAAAACGUACUAGCUGUUUGCAAGGCGCAGUUUUCCAGGUGGUGUACUUCGGUUUCCAAAGUAUUGCAUGGUCACCAUCCAUCUUCGAGCCCGCUCAUCAUACGUUGCUUUGUGGGUGACGCUCUCAGCUUGUCCCAAGCCAUUGGCUACUGCCGCACCAGGAAAUCGACAUCCACACCAUUCCCUGUUGCACCUUGGAAGCACGGGUGCAUCACACUUGAUCCUGACGCUUAUGGAACUUGUGCGCAGUCGCCCGCACCGACCGCAUUCAAUGUCAUUGAUACCUCCAACCUUCUCGAUCACGUCGGAUUGUUGAACGUCCUCGCUACUACUUCUUCCAUUCUCAAGCGAACUCCAUCCGCUACGUUGUACACGGAAGGUCUCGCUGGAAGCAGCACAGAAGACACAUUGUCACAACAACUCUGUGGAGAUAUCGCGACUAUUGGUCUGCUCCUCGGCCUCAUUCCCUCGUCCUUCGUAUCGCAGUUCACGAACCGGUCGAACAUGCAUGAGAUAAUCAUGCGGGUGUCACAACAGCAUGCUUCCCAGAAUCACGAGCGCCUCACCUGGAAGGUGAUCGGCGGGGCUGAGAGACUCGUGACUGAUCCUGACUGCCCCAUCGACAUCGCUCCAGAGCAGCUCGCGGGCGUCCUCUUCAACAUUUACCUCGGCCUGUUUUCUCAUGAAAACGCGGCAAAAAGGUUGGCCAUGUCGAAGCAGACGUCCGCGUCAGCUCAACACUCGAUCGUACAUUACCAUCGUCGUUCCUUCGCGGAGAUUUUGCGUGUCAUUAAGAGGAGAGUGAUCGCAGAUUGGGAUUCAACCAUGAACAUACUUCUCGGUAAGAUUCAGAAUGACAGGACCCUUCUGACCGGGAUGAACUAUUACCAAGAACUCGGCUGCCAGUUGCACCUUGCCGGUGUUUUCACUGCGGAUUGGAUGUCCCUUGAAGAGGCACAGGAGACGUAUCGCGUUGGGAGGCCUGUUGUCUUUCGCGAUUGGAAGACCCUCUCACAAACUGUCUGUAUCGUCCUCGUCGUCCCCCGGAAUCGCCUUCAGCCGCUCUUACCCGAUCUUGACAGGACUGGAACACCUGUGUUGCAGUGCCACGUGAAAGGCGGAAUGACUUCAAAUGCAUUCUCUUCCAUCAACACAGUGUUCGGUACCGUUAAGAUCAGCGGCAAGGGCGAUGGCAAAACUGCGGCCAUUAAUGAGGACGCCGCUGGACGGUACGGAACUUCCCCUCUCGUGGUGUGGUUCCGGCUGCCGUCCUAUGUGCUGAUGAACCAGCCUCGUUCGCGGGUCAUGUUAUCUGUUUUCCCCACCCCAGCGGCUUCCUCACUCGCCACGAAACUGGGGCUUGAUCUUUCCUUAUUCUGCGCGGACCUAGGAGACGAGAAAUUCGUGCACGUUCUUCAACAGUGCCCUGAUGCCGGCCCAGAGAGUCCCGAGGAUAAGCAUAUGCAGAUCGACAGUCGUUCCAUGAAACCAUCUGGCCCAUCCACAUUCGUCACGUUAGAUAAAGGAUGCCAGAAACCUCUGACGUUCACUACUCGUGUGGAUAUCGUCGAACCGGAGAUGAAAGCUUCUCUGAUCAGCGGCGCUACUCCCACUGUGAAUCAAGCUUCUAUGAAUUCAAUCGCCAUCGUUCUUGGAAACCACUCUUUGGAAUUCCCUUGCCCACUUCCUAUUGAUGCCAAGAAAGUAAAGUUCCGUAUUGCACGAAAAUCGCUAUACAUCGAAGUUAUCCUGCCCCUGAAACUUGCCCUUGGAGGAACCAACAUGAUGAACAUGUUUCCUGUUAUUCCUCAGGGAGGCGAUCUUGUUCUCUGGAACAUGCACCGCGUCAACCUCGAUCAAUGUGUGCCUUUCAGCAUCGCCAACGAGAAGGCUCUUCAAUGGGUUAACCCUCACGUCUUCCUCAUGAUAUCUGAGCGUGAAAGAAGCAUCCCCCGGAAAUUGUCAACAGGGUCCACGCUAUUGGAUAUCAAGUAUACACUUCAUGGUAUCUUCGGGCACGCAAGCUGGCUCUCGAAGGGCAAGCCCCCUCUAGGGUAUGCCAUACAGGCGACAGAAGAACGCAAGAUAUUUGUUCUGUUCUACAUCACGGACCUCCGCUUGGACGUCGGCUCGCACACCAUUGUCGCUGAUACUUGGGUGAUGCCGUCUUCUCCCACAGCUGAGAACUUCGAGGCUUGUAUGCAUCUGACGCCUGGCAAUAUACUGUCGGUUGCGAUGGGUGUUGAGGAGAGGAAAGCAUGGGCGCACCUCCUCGUAGCCGCGACGGAGCGCUGCCGUACCUGGGAGCACAAACCCACCUGCGAGUAUCGCGUCCAAGGCGUCAUCCCUCUCACUUUGGAGCCAGACAAGAGUCCUAUUUGUUCUUGUGGUGCCGGGGUGGGAACAGAGGCGUUUGUGAAGAAAUUCCCGAUGCUUCGAUCGCUUGCGCCUUGUUUGACGAGGGCAGCGAUUAGUCCGCUGUUCGCGCCCUCGUACUUGGACAAGGUCGGUAAUCUUGAAGGUGCUGCUGCUGAGAUGGGGACUCCACCGACGCCUGCGCCAGCACCAGCGAUGCGUAGUGGUUGCGCUGCUUGUGGAAAGGCAGAAAGUGCUACUGGGUCGUUGCUGCUCUGUGGCAGGUGCAAGGUUGUGCGGUAUUGCUCAGAGGGCUGUCAGCGCAAGGACUGGAAAGAGCACAAGAAGUCCUGUGCAGUACCAUCUUCCUGAGGAACUCGUCGUUCGUCCCGAGUAGAUGUUCAAUUGUGUUGAUUUUUUUUUUGCUGAAUCCAAGCACAGGCAUCUCCAUCUUUACCUGAUAAUCGUUUCUCUCUUGCUCUACAAGUUGGUACGAAGUUACAUUGCCUAUCCCCACUGACAUGUCAUGAGUGUCACUUCUGUUUUGUGUGGAGCUCCUCAUGUAGAUAAAUGUAGGUACCUGUACUGUUUGUAACUUUAGGAUCAAAUUACGACUUCCAUUGACGUGAUCGGGCUACAUUCGCUUAGAUAUAUUUGGAUCAAAACAAAGCAUCC
Molecule: messenger RNA, 4149 nt
Organism: Suillus paluster
Lineage: Eukaryota; Fungi; Basidiomycota; Agaricomycetes; Boletales; Suillaceae
Exons: 5
Coding region: 283-3846 (1187 amino acids)
Biological process (GO): regulation of transcription by RNA polymerase II
Cellular component (GO): nucleus
Molecular function (GO): DNA-binding transcription factor activity, RNA polymerase II-specific
Source: RefSeq, a predicted model, not a curated record